Oppiella nova is the source of this 804-nucleotide messenger RNA. The record is from the annotation of a GenBank genome assembly. NCBI's taxonomy places the organism in Eukaryota, Metazoa, Arthropoda, Arachnida, Sarcoptiformes, Oppiidae.
AUGGGUGGACAGCAUAGGACUGAUGUUGUGGUCGAUGAGAGACUUCGGGUGCGAGGAGUCAGUAGUUUGCGAGUAAUCGAUACGUCAGUAUUUCCCGCAGUUAUUAACGCCAAUACAAAUGCGGCCGCACUGGCAGUGGGGGAGAAAGGAGCUGAUCUGGUCCUGGAGGACCACCGGACACAGUUUGGUAGUGACCCCGUACUGACGGCACCGACCGGUGAUAUAUCAGCCGUUGAUUUGAGGGUUGAAUACCUUCGUAACCCAAUAGCCGUAGACAUACCUCAGCCGCGACUCCAAUGGACUCUUAAGGCGACUGAUCCCACAAAAAGAGAUUUGUCUCAAAAAGCGUAUCAAAUACUUGUGGCAACAGAUCCGGAAAGUCUGGACAAAGAUAUCGGUAACCUAUGGGACAGUAAGAAAGUGGUGAGCGAUAGGAGCACUCAUAUUAAAUACGGUGGAACUCCGUUAAAGUCGGGACAGAGAGCCUAUUGGAAAGUGAAUGUGUGGGACCAGAAUGACCAGGUACAACUUGGCGCAAGUGGUGGAUCAAACUUUUGGGAUAAAGGGCUGGACAUGAAUGACUGGACCGCCCAAUACAUUGGAGCCCCAGUAGGCACUCAACAUACAGCGUUACAAAACAUAUCGGAUAUCGACUCAAAAGGAGUCUACAAAAUACUCAUUAAUAACUUUCAUAUCACUGACUCUCUGCUGAGUCCCGGUUGGACUGACUAUAAUAAGACGAUUCAAUACCAGGCCUACGAUAUAAUGGAUAAAUUGCAUUGCGAGCUAUUGCCCACAAAUAAC